This is a messenger RNA of Vicugna pacos (alpaca), 3762 nucleotides long. Lineage: Eukaryota; Metazoa; Chordata; Mammalia; Artiodactyla; Camelidae. The record is from RefSeq and is a predicted model, not a curated record.
UUUCUUUAGCCUUCAUGCAGGAUGCUGUGUUCUUUGCUCCUUUGCCAGUGUCUGUGGUUGAUAACUGCUUAUGGUCAUGAUGAUGACUGGAUUGACCCCACAGACAUGCUUAACUAUGAUGCUGCUUCAGGAACAAUGAGAAAAUCUCAGGUGAAACAUGGUAUAUCAGAGAAAAAGGAGGAUAGUCCUGACAUGUCAUAUGCUGAUGAGUUGUCAGAAUGCUACAGCAAACUUGAUUCUCUAAAUUAUAAGAUUGAUGAGUGUGAACAGAAGAAGAGGGAAGACUAUGAAAGUCAAAGCAAUCCUGUUUUUCGGAGAUACUUAAAUAAGAUUUUAAUUGAAACCAGAAAGCUUGGACUUCCUGAUGAAAACAAAGGCGAUAUGCAUUAUGAUGCCGAGAUUAUCCUUAAAAGACAAACCUUAUUAGAAAUACAAAAGUUUCUCAGUGGAGAAGACUGGAAGCCAGGAGCCUUGGAUGAUGCACUAAGUGAUAUUUUAAUUAAUUUUAAGUUUCAUGAUUUUGAAACAUGGAAGUGGCGAUUUGAAGAUUCCUUUGGAGUGGACCCAUAUAAUGUGUUUAUGGUGCUUCUGUGUCUGCUCUGCAUCGUGGUGUUAGUAGCUACCGAGCUGUGGACGUAUGUUCGCUGGUACACCCAACUGAGACGUGUUUUAUUCAUCAGUUUUCUCAUCAGUUUGGGAUGGAAUUGGAUAUAUUUAUAUAAGCUAGCCUUCGCCCAGCAUCAGGCCGAAGUUGCCAAGAUGGAGCCACUAAGCAACGUGUGUGCUGAGAAGAUGGAGUGGACUGGAAGUCUCUGGGAAUGGUUUAGAAGUUCAUGGACCUAUAAGGAUGACCCAUGCCAAAAAUACUAUGAGCUCUUAUUAGUCAACCCUAUUUGGUUGGUCCCACCGACAAAGGCAUUUGCAGUUACAUUCACCAACUUUAUCACAGAGCCCCUGAAGCAUAUUGGAAAAGGAACUGGUGAAUUUAUUAAAGCGCUGAUGAAGGAGAUUCCAGUGUUACUUCAGAUUCCGGUGCUGAUAAUCAUGGCAUUAGCUGUCCUGAGUUUCUGCUAUGGUGCCGGAAAAUCAGUUGAUAUGCUGAGACACGUGGGUGGUCCUGAAAGCAAGCCGCCCGCAGCACUUCAGCCAGCUGAAAGAAGACGGCAGCAGGAAAUUGAUUAUAGGCCCUAUGGUGGAGCAGGUGAUGCAGGUUUCUACUAUAGGAGCCAGAUUGGCCCCAUUGAGGAAGGCCCUUAUAACAAAACAUAUGAGGGUGGAAGAGAUGUUUUGAGAGAGAGAGAUGUUGACUUAAGAUUUCAGACUGGCAACAAGAGCCCAGAAAUACUUCGGGCAUUUGAUUUACCAGGCGCAGAUGCAAGAGAGCAUCCCAAGGUGGUACCCAGUCAUAAAUCACCUGUUUUGGACACAAAGCCCAAAGAGAUUGGUGGAAACCCAGGAGAAAGCACACCUACAGAAAACCGCACUGAAAGCAGCCACUCUGAUACGCCUGUCUCUGGCCAGCGUGUAUCAGAAGAGAGUGUGGAAGCGUCCCCUGCAGUGGAAAAGGCCCAGCUCAGGACUGUUGCCCCAGGCAGCCCAGAGGAAGGCAGAACACCCAGCCCAGCAAGCACCGCGGUGGGAGUGUGUGGGAAGGAUCCGGACGGCGGCCCGUGUGACUAGAGGAACACAGACACGGAGCACAUCUGUGAGGUCGACUUUGGGUUUUAUAAAGUAUACUGUUCACAGCUAUUUCCUCUUCUCGUCAAACAUUCUGAUAUUUACUACCCAGGUGGCAACUUUAAUAUUUCAUACUGACAAUCAGAAUUAACAAACACACAUGUAUCUGUUUAAUUUCUUCUUUGAUAUUAAGAUGCAUCCCAUAAAGUUUUAAAGUGUUAAUUUUGGAACAGGAUCUCAUAGGUGAACAUACAGCAGGCAUUAAUGAUUUUGAAUAAUUUAAAAGGCCAGUUUGAAUUAGAGGACUUUGAAAAAGAAGUUCUAUUGUUUACAGGCAUAUAUAGGAACCAACUCACCAGUGUGUGUGUUGCCUAGUGGAAGUCCUGUUAACUUUAGUUAACAGAAUAAUCUGUUAGUUGUGCAUUGGACUGAAAGUGUUUCUGAAAGUGGUAGGUACUCAAAAACAACUUUUAAGGAAAGUCACUGUAGUCAAGCUUACCUCUUCCUGCACUUCAGCAUCUUAAUGCAGCCACGGAGUCUGCAUCACCAGUGUCGAUUUAUCUCGUGUAGGCUGCCCACAGAUCAGCCUUCAUCUCAACUCUUACAGCGUUACUGGGCCUGCUUCCUUACCCCGCCUUUAACUUUAUCCUUAUCUAAGACAGAACUGAAGACUGCCAGGGGGAUUUAGAUUAUACAGCUUGUUAAAUUGGUAAUCUCAGUUUUACACAUUUUGAGAAUACCUUUAUUCUUUCCCCACCAAAUGAAGUGCAUAGGCUUUCUAAGACCCAUGUUCCUUGCACUCAGAAUCCCACCAAUUGAGAUUGUUAGGCAUUACUGUAUCUCAUUUAUAUUACACUAAACCAUAUUGUGCAAGACAUAUGAAGUUCUCAUUUUUAGAGAUCUAUACAAAGAGAAUAAAUACCAUGAUAAGGUAGAGUAGGGUGUUUUUUUAACCCUAGGCAGGUGAUUUAAUCAACAUUUUAAAUUACUCUGAUUUUUAUAACUAUUCCUCAUUUUAAACUUAAAAAAAAAGCAAUUUAUAAAUUUUGCACAAGACCUAGCUAGGAAGCAAAUUGUACACAUAUUUGGGUAUCCUUUGCUUUAACCGUCACACUACAAGUUAUAUUCAGCUGCUUAUUAAAAAUGAUACCAGUCAGGAAUAGUCUUAAAAUAUUCAUGCAGGCAUGUCUUUCACAAAAAAAGGUGUAUUCAAAGCAUUCACUUUUUGAUAUGUUUUUUACAUGAAAUGCAGAAUACCCAUUUUUGGCUCCCAGAAGCAUCACUUAGAUGCCUGUAACAAUUUUAUGUGUUAUUAUUAUUUUAUAGUUUAAUAUUGCAAAUAUCUUUAGUAUUUCAUCAGGAAGGUAAUUUUUCCCAAGAAAUGCAGGAGGAUUUUAUAUAAAACUUUCUAACACAGUAGGCAUGUAAGGAUGCCUGCAGUUUGGGAUAGGUUUGUGAGCAUCAGUGCAUAUCAAGUCCUCUAGUGGCCAGGCCCGUUCACACUGAUGGGUGAAUAUGCUCCCAAGGUGCUAGUCGUCCUCUGAGCUGUGAUCGGAAUCUCCAGUGAAAUGAAUGCCUCAGUUGAUAGACAGUAACUAUGAGAGCAGAGUUAAUGCUGUUUUGCACUUCUGACUGCUUUUAUCAAUCUAAAAAUGAAUCUUUGAAAGAAAAUUUAAGUUCACAUUUGUAUUCUUUCAUUAAAGAUAACCAUUUGGGGAUGGAAUCUACUUUGACAGCUAGCAAGGCAACAAGCUACUGCUGUUGAAAGAUGGCAGCAGUUCAGGGAAGACUUAUUAAAGUAAAUGGAACAGAUCAAGGCUAGUUUAUAACUAGAAGAAAUAGGCUUGUUUAUUGUCUAGCCAAUAUUUAUCAUUAAAAUCAAGGAUUAUAGUAAUAAGCUUAUAGGGAAAUCAGAGUGGGGUAGACAGCUUUUUAAAAGCAAUUUUUAAGUGGAAUAGAUAAGGUUGAAUGUUUACAGGGUCUAAGAACAGCGUAUACACAAAAUAAACCCUUAUUUUUACACUGUUGUGGUUUGGUAUGUUGUCUUUGCUUAAUAAAUAUGCUUACAAGAAAAAGCCCAUGAAA